AUGAGGCUUCGCUUCAAGCGUCAGGACAGUGCUAACAGCUGCGAUGCCGGCAAACUUUUCUAUCGUUGUUCCAUAGGUGCCUAUGCUGGAUGUUGUUCCACUAAUCCGUGUGACACCGGAAUUUGCGGCGAUGACAGUGACGGCGAUCGUACUACUGCUACCUCGAGCAGCCCCAGCACAACUGAUAGUACACCCUCUUUGACUGCCACCGCUUCGAAGUCUUCGGUGGCCACCCCGCCUACAUCAACAAUAACACGUACUGGUUCAUUAGAGCCACCAUCGACGUCUUCCACUAUCCCGCCGACCUCUACGUCGACUUCAGCCCCCUCAUCUUCCACUCUUCAGCCAAGCAAUGGCUCCCAAGCACCAAUUGGCGCAAUUGUUGGUGGGGUCCUUGGUGGUUUGGCAGCGCUCGCUCUACUUGCUGCCCUUCUUUGGUUUUGUUUACAGAGGCAGUCCAAGCUACGGAUAAAGAUCAGACUUGACAAGAAAAUAGAUGAAACGAGAGAAAAGGAGCUUCUCGAAGCAGAGGCCGCCAUCCUUGAGCGCGAGAAGUUUCUCGAUGCAGCAAAACAUAGGGCAGAGCCAGAAGCGCAGAGUGGAGAUCCAUUUGCUGAAUAUGGAGGUUUUAAUCGUGAUAACAACAAUACCGCUACUAGCAGACCAGCAGACUAUCGUCAUCAGCAACCUACGCGACCCCUAGAUUCGGUCUCGAUGGUUACACCAUCACAAGGACCACCACCAACCAUUAUCACCACGCCGGCGCAUCCAUCGACUUCUCUGGCAAUGCAGCAAAACAGCAUGCCUCUUUCAUCAAUUUCUGAGAAGGAGAACACUGAGAGUAUUCCGAUCCUUGAUGGAAACGAGAUCAUACUCAGCGAACUAGCUGUGGACACCAACCAGGCCGCUCUGGAUCAGCAAGCGCCAGCGCACAACGGCAUGGUGUCCACCCAAACAGUGCUUCAUACUGAUCGUCUAGCUACAUCAAGAGGCCGACAGGUCACGAGUUCAGCCAGAAUUCUUCGUGCGCACUCGACCGAUUUCUCUUCUAUUUCUUCCACUUCUAAUACAAAUUCAUAUGCUAAUACAGCCUCCCCUGUUUCGCCUACACAGCUGAAGGACUCCGGGGCUCCAGAUGGGGUAGUGAUGCGAAGCAACCUGAAUGGGUCGUGGAAUAGAAGAGCACGACAAGGAAGCAUGCGGAAGCAUGUGAUGAGCUUUAUGGAAUACGACACGGAAAACGAUAGUCUCAGCAGCAGCCGAAGGAGCAGUUUGAGGGUACCAGUGAAGGCAUUUCAGGCGGGCGAUCAGGGCAGGUGA
Endocarpon pusillum Z07020 is the source of this 1320-nucleotide messenger RNA. RefSeq lists its product as uncharacterized. Bases 1 to 1320 code for a protein of 439 amino acids. The record is from RefSeq and is a predicted model, not a curated record. NCBI's taxonomy places the organism in Eukaryota, Fungi, Ascomycota, Eurotiomycetes, Verrucariales, Verrucariaceae. The transcript is spliced from 2 exons.